Messenger RNA from Morone saxatilis (striped sea-bass), 573 nucleotides. Its product is annotated as protocadherin-3-like. The record is from RefSeq and is a predicted model, not a curated record. Gene Ontology annotation, biological process: homophilic cell-cell adhesion. NCBI's taxonomy places the organism in Eukaryota, Metazoa, Chordata, Actinopteri, Moronidae. Gene Ontology annotation, molecular function: calcium ion binding. The transcript has 5 exons. The coding region runs from base 74 to 556 and encodes 160 amino acids. Gene Ontology annotation, cellular component: membrane.
GAGUACCAGCUGGUACCACGGGCUCCUCAUCCUCCUCGAGGACUUCAUUUGUUGCUGCCUCUGAAAUCAGGACAUGGAACUGAAAUCGAAGAGCAAAUCUGUUCUCCUCGGAUGCAUCGUCGCCGUCUGCUUUUGUACACUUUGUCCUGCUGAAAGACUUUGCACGGUUCCUCCGGGCCCCGUCACGGUCCCAGAAAACAACACGGCUGACGUCCAGGUGGUGAAAAUCAGCUCCGGCGAUGAUGUAACACUGACAGUCACUGUGAACCCUGAAGAUCUGUUCUACUUAAAAGGGGACGAGCUGAUGGUGAAGAAAGGACUCGACUAUGAGUCACUUUCCAGUGCAACUCUGGUGGUGUGGGUGCAGUGCAGCAGAGCUGGCUCCAGAUCUGUGAACGAGUCUGUUGAAGUUUUGGUUGAAAAUGUGAACGAUAACCCGCCAAACUUUGCACAAAACCACUUCGUGCUGGAAGUAAAUGAGCUCGCUCCAGUGAACUCCACAGUUGGACUGAUAGAAGCAACGGACGUCGAUUCAGAGCCCUCUACUAUCGACUAGAGUCUGGCAACAGUUAA